GGCGGAGGAGAGGGAGGCGGGAGCGGGGCCGCGGGAGCAGGGGAGGUGCCGGGGGCGCGCGCGCGCGCUGGGCGCUGCUGGGCUGCGGCGGCGGCGGCGGUGGUUACUAUGGCGGAGUCGGCCGGAGCCUCCUCCUUCUUCCCCCUUGUUGUCCUCUUGCUCGCCGGCAGCGGCGGGUCCGGGCCCCGGGCAAUCCAGGCUCUGCGGUGUGCGUGCACCAGCUGCCUACAGGCCAACUACACAUGUGAAACAGAUGGGGCCUGCAUGGUUUCCAUUUUCAACCUGGAUGGGAUGGAGCACCACGUGCGCACAUGCAUCCCCAAAGUGGAGCUGGUCCCCGCCGGGAAGCCCUUCUACUGCCUGAGCUCCGAGGAUCUGCGCAACACCCACUGCUGCUAUACUGACUUCUGCAACAAGAUUGACCUGAGGGUGCCCAGUGGUCACCUCAAGGAGCCUGAGCACCCUUCCAUGUGGGGCCCUGUGGAGCUGGUAGGCAUUAUUGCUGGCCCAGUGUUCCUCCUGUUUCUCAUCAUCAUCGUUUUCCUUGUCAUUAACUAUCAUCAGCGUGUCUAUCACAACCGCCAGAGACUGGACAUGGAAGAUCCCUCGUGUGAGAUGUGUCUCUCCAAAGACAAGACGCUCCAGGAUCUGGUGUACGAUCUCUCUACAUCAGGGUCUGGCUCAGGUUUGCCCCUUUUUGUCCAGCGCACAGUGGCCCGAACCAUCGUUUUACAGGAGAUCAUUGGCAAGGGCCGGUUUGGGGAGGUGUGGCGUGGCCGCUGGAGGGGUGGUGAUGUGGCUGUAAAAAUUUUCUCCUCCCGUGAAGAACGGUCCUGGUUCCGGGAAGCAGAGAUCUACCAGACUGUCAUGUUGCGGCACGAAAACAUCCUUGGGUUUAUUGCUGCUGACAAUAAAGAUAAUGGCACCUGGACGCAGCUGUGGCUUGUCUCAGACUACCAUGAGCACGGCUCCCUGUUUGAUUAUCUUAACCGGUACACGGUGACAAUCGAGGGGAUGAUUAAGCUGGCCUUGUCUGCUGCUAGUGGGCUAGCACACCUGCACAUGGAGAUCGUGGGUACCCAAGGGAAACCUGGAAUUGCUCAUCGAGACUUAAAGUCAAAGAACAUCCUAGUGAAGAAAAAUGGCAUGUGUGCCAUUGCAGACCUGGGCCUGGCUGUCCGUCAUGAUGCCGUCACUGACACCAUUGACAUUGCCCCAAAUCAGAGGGUGGGGACCAAACGCUACAUGGCCCCUGAAGUACUUGAUGAAAGCAUAAACAUGAAGCACUUUGACUCCUUCAAAUGUGCUGAUAUCUACGCCCUGGGGCUUGUAUAUUGGGAGAUUGCCCGGAGGUGCAAUUCUGGAGGAGUCCAUGAAGAGUAUCAGCUGCCAUAUUAUGACUUAGUGCCGUCUGACCCUUCCAUUGAGGAAAUGCGAAAGGUCGUGUGUGACCAGAAGCUGCGUCCCAACAUCCCCAACUGGUGGCAGAGUUAUGAGGCCUUACGGGUGAUGGGAAAGAUGAUGCGAGAGUGUUGGUAUGCCAACGGCGCGGCCCGCUUGACCGCUCUGCGCAUUAAGAAGACCCUCUCACAGCUCAGCGUGCAGGAAGAUGUGAAGAUCUAACCUUGCUCCCCUCCCCCUACAUGCAGCCCUGGGCCUCGAGAACCAUUCCCAGAGCUGCUGUGCUGAGUAUCCGGUGGAGGCCUACCUCUCAUUUCUGCCCAGCCCUCUGUGGCCAGGAGUCCUGGCCCGUAAGAGGGUCAGAGCCCGGGAGACUCGCUCACUCCCAUGUUGGGUUUGAGACACAGACACCUUUUCUAUUUACCUCCUAAUGGCAUGGAGACUCUGAGAGCGAAUGGCGUGGAGAACUCAAUGCCACAACUUGAACUGGGUGCAGCGGGAAGGCCUACAAAACCCGGUGCAUCUGGCGGAUAGCCAGGAGUGGUGACAGAGGCGGCCUGGGAGGACCCAGGAGAAACCACGUGUUGCCAGUGCUAAACAGCACUGAGGGUUUUCCUCCAGGGACCAACCCCAGCACACCGAGGUGGCCCCGAGGAACCAGAAGUGCAGCCCCCUCACAGGCAGCUCUGGGCCACCAGCUCCCUCCACUCUUGCACGGACAUCCAGGGGGAGUGCUGGUGGAGACAGGGUCUGCCGCCUGUCUGUCCAGCCUGUGUGUGCAUGUGCCGAGGUGCGUCCCCUGUUGUGCCUGGUCUGUGCCACGUCCUUACACAUGGUGUGUGUGUGUGUGUGUGUGUGUGUGUGUGUGUGUGUGUGUGUGUGUGUGUGUCUGUGUCUGUAGGUGCACAAUACCUGCUUGAGCUUUCUGUGCAUGUGCAGGUCGGGGGUGUGGUUGUCAUGCCGUCUCUGCGUGCUGGUGCCUCUAUUCUGUAGUGAGCAGUGUCUAGUUUCCCAGGUGCCCUUCCCGGAGGUCUCUCCCCACCCCACCCCCAGCCCCCUCAUACCUCGGUGGUGCUCCCUUCCCAGCAGGCUGCUCUGCCUACCCUGUGUCAACACAGCUCUCCUCCAUUUCAGACUGUGGAGCCAAAGCUGGCCCAGUUGUCCAUGGCAGGCAAGGCUUUGGGGUCCAAAUGUGAGGAGGGGGUGGGGUGGGCAGGGGAAGAAUCUUGGCCGAAGUCUCGGGUGCUGUGGUCAGCGGCAGUCAUGGGAAGUGAGCCAGCCCAAGGGCAUCGUCCUCAGCAGCACCAAGAAAGGGCCAAGGAAUUUGAAGCCCAGAUCCUGGGACUCAGAUUGGAAUGUCACAUAUGUCUUUCAUAUCCCAGAUUCUGGAAACAGCAGUGUAUAUUUUUGGUGGUGGUGGGUUUAGGGUGGGGAAGGGAAAAGGAAGGUGGGCAAGGAGUGGGGGGGGCUGGGGUGGGAGGGAGGCAUCUGCAUGGGUCUUUUCCUGGAUAAUCUCCUCAUGGUGGAGGGAAGAUGUGAGGCUGGUACCCACUUCAGGGGCCCUUCGAAGGGCACAGCCCAAGCCAAACCUGUUACUUAACCAGAAUACAGUACUUGACAACAUCUAGAAGCAUGGUGGUGGGUGCUGGUUUGGUCAGAGUAUCUUAGGUACAUAAUAACUUUGAAGCCAUAACUUUUAACUGAAGUGGUUUGGGAUUUUGUUUCUAUUUUUUAUUUUAUUUUAUUGGAAGGGUCUGGAUUUUAACUUUUUUUAAUAUUAUUAAGUUUUUAUAAAAGGAAAACCAUCUCUGUGAUGAUUACCUCUCAAUCUCCUUGUUUUUAAAGAAAUCCCUACAAAAAAAAAAGAUGCUCCCUUCAAAUGCACAGCCAUCACACUGGAAAGUAUGUCCUUUUCCCCCAACCCCCAAGCCUGCUCCCGCCCAGCAGCUAGAGCUCCUCCUUGCCCUGGAGGUUAGUUGCUCUUGCAUUAUGCCCCCCACCCUCCAGUUCCCUGAGUGGUUUUUGUGCCAAGGCCCUGGGCUUUGUGCAUUGUUCAGCUAGUUGCCCCUCCUCCAGGCGUUUAGUUAACAAAUGUUUGUUGGGUGCCAGGCCCUGGAAAUAUGUCUGUGAACAAGACAGGCUUGGGUUCUACUCUUGGAGCAAUGAAGAAGCUGGUUCAGGUUAGUGGGUGCCUGUUUUGAGACCAGUAGUUUUCAUAGUUGAGCCUGAAAUGAUUGCUCUUACAGAAGACCACUGAGGAGAAAGUGUGCGCCCCCGCCACCUGAGAGACUGGUGGUAGGCAACGAGACCCCAAUCACUACAUUCAUUCUGAGUCUCCUUCCUUCCCUCAGAGGGGGCAUAUUAUGUUCGCAGCCUGUGAGCAUCCCUGUCUCCAGCCCAGCAGUUCUCUCCCAAAGCUCACAGAGAAGAGGGGAGAGCCCUCUCCCUGCUUACAUCGUUCUCCCCAACACCUCUGGCCUGCCUAUUUAUUUUCCUGAUGUAUGCUUCUUUUCUUGCAUUAAAGGAGAUCUUCUCCUAAUCCUUUGGGCCAAUUUAAUGGCUACUGACUGAUUUCCCUUGAAUACCAGUUGUAUCAUUAGGGGGACCUUUUUUCCCCACCCCUGCUGGCCUCCCACCUGUCUGCCCUGCAGCAGAACCUGGCAGGUUAUAGAUGGUGAUGGAACCCACACUCCUCUGCCCCAGUCACAACCAGCCUCCGGGAUCUGUCAACACUCCUCGAAGCGGGGACCCCCAAGCUACUAGCCCAUUCCCCAGGUGGCCCUUCUGUCCUUACACAGUCCAGUUCCUCCACCUCUGGGGAAGACUGAGCAGUUUUUUGGGAAGUUCCCAGCCCCUCCCCUGCCACUCUUAACACCAAGAAUCAGGAGUUAGAGAACUGGGGAGAAAUUAAAGCCUAAAGCUGUGGUUUUGGGCCCCCUGAGGCUAAACCUGAUCCAUAGGGCUACCUGCACCUCUGGAUUCUGGAUUCACAGACCAAGUUCAAGCCCGUUCUUACUGUCGCCGUUAAGGCCCCCGAACGGCAUUCUCGGUACUUCUGUUUGUUUUUGUACAUUUUAUUAGAAAGGACUGUAAAAUAGCCACUUAGACACUUUACCUCUUCAGUAUGCAAGUGUAAAUAAGUUGUAAUAUAGGAGAUCUUUUGUUUUAAUAUAAGAAUGAGCCUGUCCAAUUUCUGCUGUACAUUAUUAAAGUUUUAUUCACAGA
Molecule: messenger RNA, 4626 nt
Organism: Manis pentadactyla (Chinese pangolin)
Lineage: Eukaryota; Metazoa; Chordata; Mammalia; Pholidota; Manidae
Gene: ACVR1B
Product: activin A receptor type 1B
Exons: 9
Coding region: 109-1623 (504 amino acids)
Biological process (GO): activin receptor signaling pathway; cellular response to growth factor stimulus; protein phosphorylation
Cellular component (GO): activin receptor complex; plasma membrane
Molecular function (GO): activin binding; activin receptor activity, type I; ATP binding
Source: RefSeq, a predicted model, not a curated record